This is a messenger RNA of Gregarina niphandrodes, 1749 nucleotides long. RefSeq lists its product as hypothetical. The record is from RefSeq and is a predicted model, not a curated record. Bases 1 to 1749 code for a protein of 582 amino acids. Lineage: Eukaryota; Apicomplexa; Conoidasida; Eugregarinorida; Gregarinidae. The transcript has a single exon.
AUGCGCUCGUGGAAAAGUAACCUACAUUGGAGGGAGCGUUGUGUGUUGAGACUGGCCAUAUUUACUCUAGUGGGACAGGCACCAAAUGACGGCAGGGACGCGGACUACGAGUCGGAUGGGGUUAGAUGUUUGUCUGGAAUGAAACAGACGUAUGGAGAAGCAUACAAUGCGUCGUGGGUACAGUGUCAAGUACUGGCCCCGCCACAGCUACAGUUACAACAGGAGGAGGAAGCACCCAAUAUGAUAAUAGGUCACUAUGAUGUGGACCUGGACCGGUACCUAGUAAAUGAGCAGGAUCCAGAAUCCGGUACGUUGGAAGCGUUGGAGGUGGACUGGGAACCGCUUAUGACCGGGGCAAAUCAACAGGGAGUAACCCACAUCAUGAAUGACUUGAAUGUGAAUCAAUUUAUGAUGAAUCAGACGCAAGUAGCAGCAUCGCCCACGGAACACCUCGAGGUAGACAAUGGAGACGAAAGACGGGAGUCCAUUCUUGCCUGGAACCGUACAAGGUCAGGUGACGGGAGUAUGGCGGUACAAGAUCAGGUGACGGGAAUGCACUCACACGCGCCAGAAAUAGCGAAUGCGGGAGCGUCCGAUGUGAUGGAUGACACGAGUCUGCAAUGGUGCGGGUAUCUGAUGAUGAACCACAGAGAAAAAGGACCUGAUGCCACGGUGAACCAGCGGUACCAAAGAGCGGGACCGGUUUUACUCCAACAGUCUCCUGUGGUUCAAGUACUGGCCCCGCCUUCAGAAGUGCAGUCACAGCAGGAGGAGGACGCAUUUGAUAUGAAAGGUCACUAUGAUGUGGACCUGGACCGGUACCUAACGAAUGAGCAGAAUCCAGAAUCCGGUACGUUGGAAGCGUUGGAGGUGGACUGGGAACCGUUUGCAACCGUGACAGAUCAACAAGGCCAGUCAGCGGGCUCUUCUAGUUGGGACGCGGGUGCUGACUCUGCCUUGAAAGCUUUUGUGGGGACUGCGAUACAGGAAUGCGUCAAAGCCGACCAAAGGGCGGCACAGCUGUACGGAAAGGAGUGGAUGCAUCGGGAAGGGAUGAUGUCGGAGGAAGGGAAGCGAGUGGUAGCUGAGUAUGCGGUGAGUGGGAUUAAGAACGUUGCGGCGUUGAAAGAAUGUUGUCGCAAAAACAAGUCAGACUUCAGCCGUUGCGGGUGGCGAUGGCUGCACUUAGCAGGUGUGAUGCAAGAGGAGUUAGGCAUGCCUAAAAUAAUCGACUUGGUGGAUGAAGUCGAGCGAGUGAUCCCGCGGCCAGCCCACGUCUCGCGUCAGUGCUUCCUCGCCAAUAUUCUGCGCUCCGUGCUGGCCCGAGAUCCACUGAACUGCCGUGUCAGGUUGUGGCUUUCUGUCCGCAAUAGCGGCUGGACAUCUUCCACUAACUUGCACUCGAAUAUCUUUCCCCAUGACUUCGGGCCACUGCCCGAAUCACAAGCCUGCCGACGACAAGUGGCGCUCCUCUGCUUUGCCGCACGCUGGCUCAAAAGGGGAGUCCAACACUGGCUCGAAAGUGGAACGAAACAGUUUCGACGGACCAUACAGUUCCGCGUCGUUGACCUCCUUGUCGAAGAACUCGGGGACCGCAGGCUCCGCGAAUUCAUUGCUCUGUUUAGAGCACGCCUCCCCCCCACCGUCCAGGCCUCCGACACUCAGCUAAUGCAAUCCUUGUUCGUGCACUCGAGGAUCACCUGCUCACGAAUCAACGAAUACUUCCGAACUGUUCCAGCAUCCUCAUGA